Messenger RNA from Komagataella phaffii GS115, 219 nucleotides. Its product is annotated as Zn-ribbon protein. Bases 1 to 219 code for a protein of 72 amino acids. The transcript has a single exon. NCBI's taxonomy places the organism in Eukaryota, Fungi, Ascomycota, Pichiomycetes, Pichiales, Pichiaceae. Gene Ontology annotation, biological process: protein histidyl modification to diphthamide. The record is from RefSeq and is a predicted model, not a curated record. Gene Ontology annotation, molecular function: metal ion binding.
AUGGAAACAAUUUAUGAUCAUAUAGAAAUCGAAGAUUUUAUUUUUGAUCCUAUUCUACAGAUUUUCCAGUAUCCAUGUCCUUGUGGGGAUAGGUUUCAAAUCUCCUUAGAUGAUUUAAAGGACGGGGAAGAUGUUGCUAUUUGUCCAUCUUGCUCUCUAAUGGUUCAAGUAGUUUUUGAAGAAGAAGAUUUGCAACAAUAUGUCGAUCAACUAAGUUAA